AUGGGUCGCCAUGGUCUUCAUCUUGUUCAUUCAAAAGCAUGGGAGAAACAUCAUGAGCUUCCCAUAUACGGUGUUCGUUCACCACGGCAAAUGAAUCGACUGACAUCUAAAUUAUCUCAAUGUCAACAGUCGACGGAUCGUCUUCAAACACUGGUUUACGAAAUGAAAAUUUGUCCACAAGCUUUCAGCGGUGAACAAGUCAUCACGUUAGCAUCCUAUUUCUCUGGCACCGAACUCGUACUCGCUCUUCAUCUGUUUGAUAAUCAUCUAUUUGGUUUUCGUUGUGAUCAAGCUAUGGUUUUGUUGCAAAUGAUUUCGGUGCCCCAACAACGUCUGGACGCUUUGCAAGUCAUCGACGAGAAUCUACUAGAUCCAGUGAAUCGCUUUCAAUUGAGAAGCCUGUUCCCAUCCUACUUAUUUCCACAAGUCGACCAAAUUCUGGCAGAAGUCCGUGGCCAAUCGCAUAUUUACGGGUCGGUGACUAGUUCUCGAGUGAUUUUUCUCAUUGAUACAAGUGGUUCGAUGAGUACUGAGUUUCAAACGGGCUGUGGACAAUAUUUCAAUCGUCUGGAAUUUAUUGUUCACGAUCUGCAUAAAAUUCUUCAUCACCGUGUAUUAGCUCAAUUCAGAUUCAAUAUCAUCCAUUUCGGUACACACGUUCACAGUUGGAAGCAUGGACUGACAUCAGCGACGUCCUCUCAUCUAAAGCAAGCAGAGCAUUAUCUCGAUGAUUUGGAAGCGCAUGGACAAACGAAUACGUACAAUGCAUUGAAGCAGGCACUCGGAGAUGAAGAAGCAGAUACAAUUUAUUUACUUUCCGAUGGUGAACCAUCAAUGGAUACAAGAACGAUUUUACUUGAUCUAAAAGUAUGGUUACGUCAGCGACGAAAUCCAUGUGUUAUACAUACAGUUGCAUUUAUCAUGGGACAUACAGACGAUGAUCCAAAACCAAGAGAAUUUAUGGGUCAGAUUGCAGCCAUAUCAGGCGGCGUGUUCAGAUGUUUGGAUCCAUUUACUUCAGUACACCAAGAAUUUGGUAUUGAUUCAUACAGUGACACUCCAAAUUUGAAUGACGACGACUUUGUUCGUUUUUUUCAAGGAAGACUUAGAGAUGUACCUUCGCAGUUGUUGCAAAGUGUUGGUUUCGAUUACCGACGACCGUAUUAUUCUCCCGGAAUGCUCACAACAAAUCAGUGUCAUCAAGAGUUAACUUCUCCCGAUUUCAAAUCUCAACUUAAAUUCCGUCCUCGCCUGCAAAACGAUAUUGAUAUUCCAUCGUUUCAUCAUGAGCGUGGUCAUAAUCGUUUUGAAAUUUGUUUAAAUAUCCAACAAAUUAUCCCUGGACAAAAUGGUCAAUGGUCAGUCUCACAUACAUUCGAUGAAUUCAAGCAACUUCAUCAUCAACUGCAAAAACGAUGCACCGUACCGACGUUUCCUUCUAGUCAUCACUCUCUAUUUCACAUAGGCAAUCAAAUUCACGAACAGCAUCGACAAGACCUCGAAACUUAUAUCAAACAAUUGUAUGUUUACGUCAGUCCUUAUGAUCAUCCUGAAUUUGAUUUAUUCCUUUUAAUGGAAUUGCACGCGAAUCAAAUAGUACAACAAGCUGUAAUCGAAUGGAGAACACGUAGACAACACUCAGUGAUAUCGCCUGAUGAAGAAUCACCACCGCCACCUUACGAUUCUCAAUGA
Molecule: messenger RNA, 1692 nt
Organism: Adineta ricciae
Lineage: Eukaryota; Metazoa; Rotifera; Eurotatoria; Adinetida; Adinetidae
Source: the annotation of a GenBank genome assembly